Anastrepha obliqua is the source of this 1917-nucleotide messenger RNA. RefSeq names its product sorting nexin-32 (gene Snx6). The transcript is spliced from 8 exons. The coding region runs from base 185 to 1579 and encodes 464 amino acids. The record is from RefSeq and is a predicted model, not a curated record. Lineage: Eukaryota; Metazoa; Arthropoda; Insecta; Diptera; Tephritidae. Gene Ontology annotation, molecular function: phosphatidylinositol binding. Gene Ontology annotation, biological process: phagosome-lysosome fusion involved in apoptotic cell clearance.
AACAAUUACAAUUUCGUUCAUCUCUUUUGGCAGUAUUUUAUAAUAAUAAAAAAAAAAAUCUAACAAAAGAAUACAGAAAGUUGCAACGUGAAGGAAUUGUCAGAAAAGUUGUCGUUGAGGUUGUUGUAGUUGCUGGUGUAUUAAUUUGACAAUACGUAAAUAUAAGUAAACUAACUUGCGAAAAAUGAUGGACGGCACGGACGACACAACUGCAAUUGAAAAUAUGCGAAAAAGUAUAUCUGCUCCUUUGGGUGUCGAGACGCCGACUACAGCCAGCAAUCUCACAACAAUGGAGAUAGCUUCUCCUACGCUGCAUCGAGAAAGUGACGGUGCUAAUCCGUUAACAACUAGCACAAAUAACGGCAGUGGUACAGCCACCUCUGAAUCAUCUUCAUCAGCAAUUACUCCUGCUGCUUUAGCGGAAAACACGCUGCAUGUCGAAAUUUCCGACGCAUUAAGUGAAAAAGACAAGGUUAAAUUCACAGUGCAUACGCGUACCACUCUGCCCGGCUUUGCUAAACAAGAUAAUAAUGUAGUACGUCAACAUGAAGAAUUCGUUUGGCUGCACGAUCGCUUCGAAGAGAAUGAAGAAUAUGCUGGCUAUAUUAUACCACCAUGUCCGCCACGCCCAGAUUUUGAUGCCUCUCGAGAAAAAUUGCAGAGACUUGGUGAAGGCGAAGGCAAUAUGACGAAAGAAGAGUUUAAAAAAAUGAAAUCCGAACUCGAAGCUGAGUACUUGGCCACCUUCAAAAAAACCGUUGCUAUGCAUGAAGUUUUCUUACGCCGACUCGCAAAUCACCCAGUAUUUCGUUUGGAUCAACAUUUGAAAGUGUUUCUCGAAUACGAUCAGGAUCUCUGCGCAAAGCCGCGUAAGAAAAUGGCUAUACUCGGUGGAUUUGUUAAAUCGUUGGGUAAGACCACAGACGAAAUAUUGAUGAGCGCUACAGUGCGGGACGUAAACGACUUCUUCGAAAACGAACUACAAUUCCUCAUUGAAUAUCAUGGGCAUUUACGUGAUGCUGCAGUGCGUACAGAGAAAAUGACACAACGCCAUAAAGAAGUGAGUGAAUGUCAUCAGAAAAUCUCGAAUGCGCUAAUGCAACUGUCGACAGCAGAGAAGGGGAGCAUGGAGACAUUUUGUGCCAAAUCUGCGGAAAUAUUUGAAAAGAUUAAGAAUUUGGAAGCUCGCGUCGCUAGUGAUCAGGACUUGAAGCUUGGUGAUACACUGCGUUACUACCAGCGUGAUAGCGAUGCGGCCAAAGCACUUCUAAUACGCCGCUUACGUUGCUUGGCAGCGUAUGAAGCAGCCAAUCGAAAUUUAGAGAAAGCUCGUGCCAAAAACAAGGACGUACAUGCUCCUUUGGAUGUUCAAGAGGCUGAAACAGCGCAAGCAGAAGCAUGUGAGAAAUUCGAAUCAAUGUCCGCAUGUGGAAAAGAGGAGUUGGUUGGAUUUCGCAAUCGCCGUGUAGCAGCCUUUAAGAAGGGGUUGGUCGAGCUUGCUGAGCUGGAAAUCAAGCAUGCACGCACUCAAUAUGAAUACCUUCGCCAAUCGCUCUUGGCAUUAAAAGAAAUAGCCUGAACUACUGAUUUGUAAUUGCUACAAUCUUCUCAACAUCUACGUUCAUUUUUACGUACAUACAUAUAUUCAAUAUAUAUUAAUGCCACACUAAUAUCAAUAUUACAUAUAUACAAUAUGAACACAUAAAUUAUGUAUACAGUUAAAGUAUUUCUAAAAAAUGUAUUUAUGAGCUCUAAGCAUAAAAUCCAUAUUGAUUUUAUACAACGACGCAACGUGAAAAAACAAUCUUAAGAUGCAACUAUUCACAAAAUUUCAAAAUUUAUUAUAUUGUAAUCGAGGAGCAUUCCAAACUGAUUAGCUUAUUUAAUUUCAAAUAAAAGUAUUUACCUUAUUGUGAA